AUGGACGAAAGACAGGAGAACAAUCUGUUCGCUGUGGUGACUGGAUUGGGUGCGUACAAGAUGACACCCGAGGCCGUCAAGGAGUUUACCAGAGGCGAAGAAGCUCUGGAGUGCUUGCAAGAGAUCAAGAAGUAUCUGCGACUGGACCAUCCCGAAACAGCACCAAUCCUGAGCCGGCUGGCCGAUUGGAAUAUCGUCAAGUCACAUCUGGUGCCAUUGAUCAGUCGAUGUCAGCGUGGCGAAGACGAUAAGCUGGUAUACAAUUGCCUACAGCUGCUGAACUUGCUGACAUUGGCACCGUCUCCGAUUCUGCAAGCGGAUGUCAUCAAUCAGUUGACGAUGAAUAUCCAACGAUCCAAGGAUGCAUUCACUGGGUCUGCGAUCUGGAGUGUGCUAGCCGAUUACAUGGGCGAGACACUCGCCGAAACCCCCAAGAAACGCGAGAAACGCGACGAGAAAACGGUGGAGAUGAUUACUGCGCUCAUGCGCAAUGUGCUGUCUAUGGCCGACAUGCCCGGCCUGAGUUCGCAUGACACCAUCAUCAAGCACCUCGCAGACACGCAUAUCCUGGAUAUCUUGCUUUUAAUGGGCAACAACGUCGCUGAGGAUUCGCUGGCUGGAUCCCACAAUCUGUUUCUGCUGGAGGUGACCUUCCUGCUGCUGCAGUAUCAGAAGCCCGAGUCGUUGUUGGACGCCAUGACUGUGGACAAGCGCGUGGUCAAUGAACGGGCGAGGGCCAUGAAGGAAAAGGAAGACGAAACCAAGAAAAAGGACCGCCAAACCGCCCAGCUGGCGAGUAGGCGUGCGCGAAUGGGGUCCAUGUACACCAUGGUAACCAAGGUAACCGGGAAGGAUGCAGUCAACCAUACGACUGUCGGUGCCGAUCUUACCGCCACUACCUCUGCUGGUUCUCUCAAAAACCGAACGCUCAAGCACACGUUCCUGGGGGGAUAUAAUCAGCUGCAUCACGGCACUAUUACCAGUGAUUCUGCGAAAGUGGCCAAGCUCAAGACGAAGGCACGCGAUUACGAAUUUGCUCAGACUCAGAAGGAAUCGUCGACUGAGAUAAGGAAACGACUGGGGGCAUACUGCAAUGAGUUCAUUCAAAACUGUCACAACACACUGAUGAAUUCCAUCUGGCGCGACAUCCGGGCGCAGCGGGACAAUGUGCUUGAGACCGACACGUUCAACUUCAUGUGGGUGAUGCACUUCUUCCUGGUCUACCACCGGAAGUCAUUCUCCAAGAAAGAUUUGACGGACAAGAAGUUCUCAGUGGCCGAAUUGGGCGUGGUGAUCGACACAUCUAUGUACAAGUUCUUACUGGAGAAACUCAAUGAAUUCGCUGCCAAUGUACGCGCACACAAGGACAACAAGACCAAAGACCUGUGGGGUUGGAGGCACACGAUUGCCAUGCGGGCGUUGCACGAACAGAUCCAAUACAUCACCUGCAUGGAAAAAUACGGCAGCCAAGACCUGAUCGAUGCCGCAAGCAGUCUGAAACAGAACAUCAUUUACGAGCAUCAAUUGAUCCACGACUGCGUAGCGAUGAUUAAAGCCUACAACCCCAAAAUACACGCGAGUACCUUCCUGUCCGAAGUGGUGGGCCUCACGCAUACAGUCAUCCGGCUAUUCGAAACGUGUGUGGAGGAUCAGAAGCAAGUUUACGUCAAGCGGAAGUCCAGGAAAAAACAGCAGAAGGCAGCUUCGACAGAUGGGGCCACCAUGGCUCAAGAAGAAGAUGAGGAGGACUCUCACAAUGCACAAGUCUACAACGAACUUGUGUUCGACUUCAAGAAGGAAUUGCUUGAGUUUUGCCACCCCAAAGUCAUCAACGUCUAUCUACUACUGGUGGAAAGCUACAAAACAAACGGUGUGAUGGUAAAUCAUUACGUGACCAAGAUGCUGCACCGGAUCGCCGUGGGGUGUGACCUGAAGGGACUGUUCUACCGACUGUCGGUUCUGAAGACUAUGAACAUGGUGCUAUCCGACGGCUCCAUCAAGAAGGACAAGGAGUUCAAUGAACUGCGUGGCUUCCUAAAGUUUCUCGUUGCCUCAUACCGUAUGGCCUUGGAGAAGAACCCCUUUCUGGGACUAGAGGCGCUAUUCGAAAGCACACGACGGCACGCAAUGCUGUUCGAUAUGGGUAAGUAG
Messenger RNA from Sphaeroforma arctica JP610, 2151 nucleotides. RefSeq lists its product as hypothetical. Gene Ontology annotation, biological process: DNA repair; DNA replication checkpoint signaling; replication fork arrest. Bases 1 to 2151 code for a protein of 716 amino acids. Gene Ontology annotation, cellular component: replication fork protection complex. The record is from RefSeq and is a predicted model, not a curated record. The transcript has 18 exons. Gene Ontology annotation, molecular function: DNA binding. Lineage: Eukaryota; Ichthyosporea; Ichthyophonida.